This is a messenger RNA of Mycena indigotica, 1056 nucleotides long. Its product is annotated as GMC oxidoreductase. Bases 1 to 1056 code for a protein of 351 amino acids. Gene Ontology annotation, molecular function: oxidoreductase activity, acting on CH-OH group of donors; flavin adenine dinucleotide binding. The transcript has 6 exons. NCBI's taxonomy places the organism in Eukaryota, Fungi, Basidiomycota, Agaricomycetes, Agaricales, Mycenaceae. The record is from RefSeq and is a predicted model, not a curated record.
AUGGCACCCGCUGCUAUAGAUGGUCGGCCCGACGCUAUUACACGCUCUUAUGCGGCUUCCGCUUAUUACCAGCCCGUUGCACAUCGCCCAAAUUUGAUUGUCCUGACUGGAGCCGAGGUGACGCGGAUUGCAUUCACAGAGGCCAAGGAGGGGGCUACUGCGACUACAGUUGCUGUGUUAAUUGAGGACAAGGCUGGGCGGAAAGCUCAUUCGAUAAAGGUGAAGCCCGGUGCAGAGGUCAUUUCUUGCGCAGGGACUAUCAAGACACCACAGCUGCUUGAGCUCAGUGGGGUUGGUGAUCCUGCCAUCCUUUCUUCUCUUGGGAUCAAGACUGUGGUUAAUCUGCCAGGAGUAGGAGAAGGUGUUAUUGAUCAGGUAUUCUUUGGUGUUAGUUAUGAGCUUGCUAAUAGCUCCAUUGUUACCCUCGAUGACCUCCGUAACCCAAAAUUCCUUACAUCUGCACUAGCUGAAUAUGCUGCAAAUAAGACUGGUAUCAUGACUAUUGGAGUUACAGGCUUUGCCCUUGUACCACUCCAAACAAUAACUGGGCCAAGAGAUGCCACCAGGCUCACUAACGUGCAAGCCGCACAAAUUGCUGUCGGCAACAGCAGUGCUGCACAGAAGGAGAAGUGGGACACUAUCAUCCAUGGGCUACGUGACCCUGCCCAUCGAGGGCUUGUGGAGAUGGUUGCAUUCCCAGGCUUCUUUACCACUGCCAGUGCACCUGUUGCCGGCAAGAAAUACCUCACAUUCACUGGCAAUCUCCACUUCCCCUUCUCAACAGGCAGUAUUCAUAUCACUUCAAGUGACCCAACAGUCCCACCUGUUAUUGACCCCAGGUACUAUGAGCAGGACUUUGGUCAAUUUCUAUCCUAUUGUUUUUGGGUGCUUAAUUCAGUUGCUGGCCCAGAUUUAGAAGUGCUUGUAUAUACUCUCAAAUUCAUCCGCAAGUUGGCAAAGACUGGGGGUUUCAAAGCAAUUCUUGGAGCUGAAAUUGAUCCAGGCCUCAGAGUCCAAUCUGACCCAGAUAUCCAAGGUAUAUACAUCAAGAAAUAA